Molecule: messenger RNA, 838 nt
Organism: Folsomia candida
Lineage: Eukaryota; Metazoa; Arthropoda; Collembola; Entomobryomorpha; Isotomidae
Exons: 3
Coding region: 415-729 (104 amino acids)
Source: RefSeq, a predicted model, not a curated record
CGGUACAGCUUUCAGAUAAGUCUGUAAAAAAUUAAAAUGUUUUACGAACUAAAAAAUGUAUUUACAGUCAAUAAAUUGCACAAUUGAGUACCUUAGCAGCCUUCUUCCUGUAUCGUGUUCGUUGAGGAAUAUUUGAUAAGGCACUAUCUCCCGAGCACGAGAAAUAUUUUUUAUAAGAUUUUCUGCUUGACAUUUUGGUAUAUAUUUUAAUUAUUCGUGAGUUUUCUCUUCGAUAAAGCAAAUUUGAACAUUUCUCUCGCGAACGGGGUAAGUGUGGAAUGACGGCAACGCGGUUUACCCAAGCUGCACGACGAAAUCAUGUGUUUAUAUUUCGUUGGCUCCUUCACUCAGUCCAUUUUUUUGAGUUGCUAAAAUUAAGUAAUAGAUAACUUCAAAUUUCUGUCGAAAUUAAAAAUGACCUUCCUAUUGGUAGAGUGGGUGUCAAAAAAGGUUCCAAAAGAAUAUUCAGUAGUUCCGGCGGAAAGUAUUGAGGACGGAGCUAUUCGGCAAAAUGCGAAAUCUCUAAUAAACCAAAUUGUGAGUAUAAUUUGGAAAAAAGGAAAAAUUUUCCCUGCCGUGAUUUUGGAAACAGGGGACGAUGAAAAGCAUCUCUGGGAACGGGCAGACUUCUACGGCGAAACAACAAAAGUUGGAGACAUUUCGACAAAUAAGCGAAGUCAUGAAAUUCUGGAAGUGCCUGUGAAGAAAAAGGGAAGCAAGCCCGAUUAGUAGCCGGUCGAGAACGAGCAAAUGCCAUCCAAGUCGUCCUUGACUCUCUAGAAUCGGACCAAAUUAUUGACCUAAAUCCUGACACAAAUUCGUCCGUACAAACUCCUAC